Cladocopium goreaui is the source of this 840-nucleotide messenger RNA. The record is from the annotation of a GenBank genome assembly. Lineage: Eukaryota; Dinophyceae; Suessiales; Symbiodiniaceae.
AUGGGCAUAUUCAUGGGAGUAUCAGCCUUGUUCUUCAAGGACAGUACGGGCCAGAAUCAAAUUUGCUUGUGCAUUUUGCGCAUUUUGCUGACUUUCACCUUGAGUUUCAGGCCCGUGAGCAUCUUCCUUGGUUGGCCUGGCAAUCUUCUUAUCCUUGGCCUCUCUGCACUUCUCAUUGCUCCCUUGGCUUGCUGUCGCCGCCUGCCUGUUUGCGUUGUGGCUGGGGGUGCCUUGAUUGACCCAUGUGCAGCAAGCUUUGCAAGCGACAAAGCGCCACAGGGGAUGAGUGGCAUUUUUCUUGGCACCUAUCAGGCUGCUGCUUCCAUGGGCAGCUUCUUGGGCCCAGUCCUGGGAGGAUUCCUUUACGAGUAUACGCAGACCGCUCCCUAUUACAUGGCAAGUGUGGCUUCACUUCUUUGUGCUCCUUCUGUCUUAGCUCUGUUCAGGCUUCAAGAAGCUCUGGAGAAAGGACAGUCAUCACCGAGUCAGCCGCUGAUGGGCGACGAGGAAGAGCCCGAGCAGCCCAUUGAAAGGUUACUUAGUCAGGCUGAGGCAUCACCAAUGCGCAAGCGUGCAAUUGACCGCGCCGCAUAUGGUCUCAGGUCAUUCGCUGGUGCAGGCACGCUGCUCUCUCUCUUCCAGCUUCCUAACGAUCCAGAGUUGACCUGUCGUACUCUGCGGCAGAAGGACCGGAUCACAGAUGAAAGGCUAGAAUGGAAAGUCCGCUCCAAGACGGAGGUGUUCUCUCCAUCCAAGCUUGCAAGGUCCAACACUUUGGAAAGGAUGCUGCUUAGGCAAUAUUCGAUGCAAGCAAGUGACAAGUGCUGUGCUCAGCAUUGA